AUGCAGGCCAUUCGAACGCGGGGCGCCUGCAUCGCGCGUCAGUCGAAGCUGACGAGCCUGCGCCAAUCGAGAUCCUACGCCUCCGGAGGUGACCACGGCCACCACCACGCCCACAACGUCCAGGAGCCCAUCGGAAACUUCUUCUGGGCGACCGUUGCCGUCAUUCCCGCGGCGUACUUCAUGUACAAGAUCACCUCGCCCGGCAAGGACGGCGAGGCACCAUACCUCACCAAGAAGAUCCACGAAGCGUGGCACUGGCAGGAGACAUGGGCUGAGAGGAGCCACCUCCAUACCAAGGCUAUUGAGCAAGCUGGUUUUGACAGGUUGCUCCUCUUCUCCGCCCCGGCCAACCGCGACGUCGACCUCCGAUUUCCUGAGGCCUUCUCGAACCACGCCGCCCGCAACGUUGUCGCUGGUUCCCAGACUAACCUGGACCAUGUCGUUGCCCACUACAAGAAGCAGCAUCUCGAUGAGGAAGAACGGAAAGCCCAGCUUGCCAAGAAGCAGGAAUGA
Molecule: messenger RNA, 513 nt
Organism: Colletotrichum truncatum
Lineage: Eukaryota; Fungi; Ascomycota; Sordariomycetes; Glomerellales; Glomerellaceae
Product: nadh-ubiquinone oxidoreductase kda subunit
Cellular component (GO): mitochondrion
Source: RefSeq, a predicted model, not a curated record